AUGGCCCUGGGCUCCAGUGCGCUCGACCGCUAUUUCUUUUACACGCGCCCCACAGCUAUACAAUAUCACCCUUGGAUACCUCACCCCAUUGACCUGGCCGCCAUGGCCAAGUCGACGCGUUAUUCCGGCCAGGACGAAAAUCUUCAAAUCUUCCACGACGACAUGUUCGAGAUCGCACGUCCCAUGACCAGCCACGCUCCCAUGCCAUCCGUCACCCGUCCGCCACGCCGGCCCCUCAGUGCUUCCAGCUCCAACGUCAUUCUCGACCCGCCUUCCACGGCCUUGUCCGGCUACUCGCCCUACAAGACGAAAUCGUCAUCCCCUCGCUCUCCUCUCAAGUCCUCCCAAGGCGCCAGACUCAACAUGGUCUCCAUGGCCCCUCCAAUGGCAAAACGCCACACCACCGACAACCUUCAAAAGCGACCCCAGCUCUCCAAGUUUAAGACAGGCCCCCAAAAACCUACCUUUGACCUUAACUUUGGCAAGGAGAAUGUCCAUCCUCACAUCUAUCCCGCCCCUCCCCCAAUUACCAUUUCCAUGGAGAAUUACUACCACCAGCAAAGACCCAACGCCAACGGCAAGCGUGGCCUGAUGGAUGCCGCCCCGAUCCGAGACGCCCGCGUCAAGAAGCCAAAGAUGGACGACAACGCCUUACCGCCUCACGACUCCUUUCCUCCCCUCUCCGACGACGGCACUAAGCCUCCCCAUAGCUACGCCCAGCUCAUCGGCAUGGCCAUUCUCCGAUCACCCAUGCGUCGUCUCACCCUCGCUCAGAUUUACAAGUGGAUCAGCGACAACUACUCGUUUUACAACCCCAACGACGCUGGCUGGCAAAACAGCAUCCGCCAUAACCUGAGCCUGCACAAGAACUUUAUCAAGAUUGAACGACCCAAGGACGACCCCGGCAAGGGCAACUACUGGGGCAUUGAGCCAGGAACCGAACACCAAUUCCUCAAGGAGAAGCCUCCCCGAAAGUCGGCACCCUCUGCAGAAAAUCUUCCCGUCAUGUCGACACGUCUGGAGCCUUCUAUGCACACCACCCCGAAUCUGAGUUUCCACGAGCCCACUCUGCCACCCCAGGGCGUUCGUCGCCAGUCUGCUCUGCCACCACUGCCUACCUCGCAGGCCACCUUGUCGAUGCCCGCCGAGGUUUCCUCCGACGCCACGAUUCCCGUCUCUGACUCGGCGGCUCCCGAAGACGUUGCCGACCGCCACGACAACGAUCUACCUCACGACGCCAUGUACUCGCCACUGCCUGCUACCAUGCACUCGUCGCCACCUGUGCCUCGACACGGCGAGCGAACCGGUACCCCGCCUCCCAUGACAGGCCAGCCCGCCUCAUCCAUCACUCGCUCCCACAAGCGCAAGUUUGCCUCGAUGGAUGACAGUGGCUACAUUUCUUCCCUCGAAUCUUCUGCCAUGCGUCCCAACCAAAAGGCUAUGCUCCUAACCUCAGAAGCUGACCGUCCACGUAUUAAGCGUGGCCGUGCCGAGGAGGAGAUUGCCCGCCUGCGCCACUCGUCCCCCUUUAGCCCGACCAAGUCUCGUUCUCUGUCCGUCUACGGCCCCGUCUCUUCAUCUCCCUUGAGACAGGCUGGCGAGGGGCAUGCUCUGCUGCCCCUUACCCCCAUGGUCAAGAUGAAGCCUCCCGCGCGCCCCCCGCCCUCGGCCUCUCCUAAUACCAAUUUGAGGAUUCAUCGCGACAAGGUCCGCCACAUGCUCCAGUCCCCUCUUCGCCGCGUCAUAGGCGUGACCGAAGAGGCUCUGCCCUGGAGUCCGGCAUUCAAUCUCGACGAAACUCUUUACGCCUUUGAUGACCUUCCCAAUAACGUCGCCGAUUUCGACAUUUUCCAAGACAUUGCUAGCCUAGACGAAAAUAGCUUUCCCGUCAUCGGCUCCGCGGAUUCUGGCUCUCCAGUUAAACGGUCUGCCAAGCGCGCCCGCCUGGACCGAUCGCUUUCUUCGUCUGGUAUCGAACAACUGACGGGCUCGAUCAAAAAGUCGAUUACUUCUGCUCCUCUGCUCCGCGUUCCUGAGCACUCGCCUCUGCAUUUCCUCGACACCCCUAGCAAGGUUUUUGAGGGGAUGAGCUCUCCUUCCAAGAUGUUGCUCGAGUCUCCCACGCGUGCGUCGCCCAGUAAAUUCUCCACUGCCAUGCUGGAAAUGUCUGCCGACGACUCGUGGCCGUCGCUGGUCCUGGAUCCCAGCCAGUUCGCUUCGGGCAAUGAGAAUACAGAAUUCAGUGGCCUUGAUAUUCUGCAAGGCUUCCAAAAGAUUGGUGCGGGCUCUCAACCGUCCAAGUCGACGCGCCCUACCAAGCCCGCUUUUGGACGCAGCUACUCGACGGCGUUUUAA
Messenger RNA from Cordyceps militaris CM01, 2355 nucleotides. Its product is annotated as forkhead box protein L2. Gene Ontology annotation, biological process: regulation of transcription by RNA polymerase II. The transcript has 3 exons. Gene Ontology annotation, molecular function: DNA-binding transcription factor activity, RNA polymerase II-specific; RNA polymerase II cis-regulatory region sequence-specific DNA binding. The record is from RefSeq and is a predicted model, not a curated record. The coding region runs from base 1 to 2355 and encodes 784 amino acids. Gene Ontology annotation, cellular component: nucleus. NCBI's taxonomy places the organism in Eukaryota, Fungi, Ascomycota, Sordariomycetes, Hypocreales, Cordycipitaceae.